This is a messenger RNA of Corylus avellana, 1056 nucleotides long. Its product is annotated as transcription factor MYB93-like. The record is from RefSeq and is a predicted model, not a curated record. NCBI's taxonomy places the organism in Eukaryota, Viridiplantae, Streptophyta, Magnoliopsida, Fagales, Betulaceae.
AUGGGAAGGCCUCCUUCUAAUGACGACAGUGGCCUCAAGAAAGGCCCUUGGACACCUGAAGAAGAUCAAAAGCUUGUCAAAUAUAUCCAAAAACAUGGACAUGGAAGCUGGAGAGCCCUUCCCAAACUUGCAGGGCUCAACAGAUGUGGGAAGAGCUGCAGAUUAAGAUGGACCAACUACUUAAGGCCUGACAUCAAGAGAGGGAAAUUUUCCCAAGAAGAAGAACAAACAAUUCUGAAUCUCCAUGCCGUUCUUGGCAACAAAUGGUCGGCAAUCGCAGGCCACCUGCCUGGUCGGACGGACAAUGAAAUCAAGAAUUUCUGGAACACCCAUUUGAAGAAAAAGCUUAUUCAGAUGGGUUUUGAUCCCAUGACUCACAGGCCUCGAACCGACAUCUUCUCAAGCUUGCCUCACCUUAUAGCCCUGGCUAAUUUGAAAGAGCUUAUGGAGCACCACUCAUGGGAAGAACAGGCUGUGAGGCUUCAAGCUGCAGAGGCUGCUCAAAUGGCUACGCUUCAAUACCUUCAAACUCUCCUCCACCCUCCUCUACCUUCUUCCACAAGCAACUUAAAUAGUACUACUUUCUCUCAUGACAUGUCUUCAGAGACUAGUACUAUUUAUAACCUUUUGAGCUCACUUUCUUCAAUGAAAGAUCAAGACUUUGGUCUUGGAACUUCCACCCUUCAACCAAUACUCCAUGAUGAUUCAAUUCCUUUCCUUCAUUUGCCUGACUUGCAAUCACCAUUAAAGAAUGAUAAUAAUAUUAUUGUUCAAGCUCCACCUCAUGAGUUGACAGGGUUUAACCAAGGGGAAUUAAGCUCUCCCAAUAAUUCUCAAUGGCUUGCUUCAUCUUCAAGCACUCCAUCUCCUUCUGUGGCUCCACCCAUGAGCAAUUUAGGCGAUGCAUGCAGUACUUCAAGCUAUGGAGGAGUGGCUCCUUUCGCUUGGCCUGAGCUUCUCCUUGAGUACCCUUUGUUUGAUAAUGAGAUUUCUUAGUUUUAGAUGUGUGUGAAACGUUUAAUUUGCAGUUGCACCAACACUUUACUCUCUGUGUAU